Molecule: messenger RNA, 1161 nt
Organism: Strongyloides ratti
Lineage: Eukaryota; Metazoa; Nematoda; Chromadorea; Rhabditida; Strongyloididae
Product: Protein kinase-like domain-containing protein
Exons: 2
Coding region: 1-1161 (386 amino acids)
Biological process (GO): phosphatidylethanolamine biosynthetic process; CDP-choline pathway
Cellular component (GO): cytoplasm
Molecular function (GO): ethanolamine kinase activity; choline kinase activity
Source: RefSeq, a predicted model, not a curated record
AUGAAAUCAAUUAAGUGUUUGCUUACUAAGGAAAAAAACUACUUAAAAAAUAAAUUUUCAGAGGAAUUUAUUUAUAAAGUUGGAGUUAUAUGUUCAGAAUAUUUGGGUGGUGAAUGGGAAAAUAUAAAUAUAAAUAAUAUCAAUAUACAAAAUAUUACUGGUGGUAAUACAAAUUAUGUUUUUAAAAUAUCAUUAAAUGAUAUAAAAGUUACUCCUGUUUUAUUGAGAAUUUAUGGAACUGAUUGUGACGAAGAAAUUUUUAAGGAUACAUUAUUGUUUUCAAUUUUAUCUGAAAAAGAAUUAGGGCCAAAAUUUUUAGGAUACUUUCCUGGGGGUAGGCUUGAAGAAUUUAUUGAAUCAAGAGCAUUAACAACAGAGGAAUUUGGUUACCCAUCUAUUUUAAAAGUUUUGGCUAGAAAAGUUGCUUGUAUACACUCUUUAAAAGUUCCUUUACCAAAAAAAUCACAAAUUUUUGAAAUGAUUAGAAGUGAAAUAAAAAAAAUUAAAGAUGCCACUACAUCAGAUCAUUUUAUUAAAAUUUUAACAACAAAAGUUUUUAAUUUAAAACAUCCAUUAGGAGUUACUAUACAACAAUUAGAAGAAGAAGUUACAUUAAUUGAAAAUUUUGUAAAACAAUUUAAUUUUAAUAUUGUUUUUUCUCAUAAUGAUAUAUUUGAAGGAAAUGUGAUUAUACGAAAUAAUACAAAACUUGAAAGAAAUAAAAUUUUUUCAAAUGAUGAAAAUAAUUCUAUUAUUAUUAUUGAUUAUGAAUAUAGUUGUUAUAAUUAUAGGGGAUUUGAUUUUGGUCAAAUUUUUUGUGAAACCGGUAUUAGUUAUGAUGCAAAUUUUUUACAUGGUUAUGAAAUUAAUCAAGAAUUAAUGACAAAUAAUGAAAACAAUCUUAUUUUUAUAAAUGAAUAUGUUAAAGAAAUUAAUAAAUUAAACAAUAUAAUGAUUUCAGGAGAACAAUUUGAAAAAGAUGUAUCACAAUUAUUAUUUGAAGCAAAACUAUUUAUUCAAAUCGUAAAUUUAUAUUGGGGUGUUUGGAAUAUUCGUCAAGGUCUUGUAUCAACAGUCAAAACAUAUAAUUUUACGAUGCAUGGAUUAGAUAGAUUAGCUUUAUAUUAUGAUAAACAACAUGAAUUGUUGAAUGUUAAAUAA